Molecule: messenger RNA, 1260 nt
Organism: Sparassis crispa
Lineage: Eukaryota; Fungi; Basidiomycota; Agaricomycetes; Polyporales; Sparassidaceae
Exons: 5
Coding region: 1-1260 (419 amino acids)
Cellular component (GO): cytoplasm
Molecular function (GO): ubiquitin protein ligase activity; zinc ion binding
Source: RefSeq, a predicted model, not a curated record
AUGUCAUUCACCCUGGGCUCCAUCUUAAACUCUCAAAUAUCGCUCGUCCAAGAAGCGUCCGAAGCGCUCCCGCACCAGUUCUCGCAGUGCACGUACUCCCUGGGACCCCGCCGCCAAGCAGUCUACCUAUGCAAGACCUGCGGGGAGACGCGUGGCAUAUGUUCAGCAUGCUCUAUCGCUUGCCAUACUGAUCACGAGCAGGUCGAGCUUUUUCCGAAGCGCAACUUCCGCUGCGACUGCCCCACGAGCGCGUUCGCAUUGCAGUGUACACUGCACAGGACGCUCGAGCCGGAGAACGGCAAGAACGUGUAUGGCCAGAAUUUUCUUGGAAAGUUUUGCAGGUGUGGCAGGGAGUAUGACGCACAGCAAGAACGGGAGACGAUGAUACAGUGUCUUGCCUGUGAGGAUUGGUUCCACGAGUCAUGUCUGAACCUCCGUGAACGUCCUCCAUCUCGCGAUCCUUCCCCUGAACCAACGCAAGAGUCACCUGAUGAGGACGAUGCAGCUUCCGAGGCAUCAUCCUCUGGGCUUCCGCCGCCACUUAUCAGUGCUUCAGACUAUGACUCUUUUGUGUGCGGUGCUUGUGUUCACAAAAUUGACACCCUCAAGCGCUACGCGGGCACGAGCAAGGUACUUAUGGUUGUCCGGGACAGCCCCAGCGACAAAUGGAGAAUUAUAGGCGACGAGGACGCAGGAUCCAGUACGGUGGAAGUUGACAUUGCUGAGCCUGGAUCAAGUGCAGGUGAGAAGCGAGCACACUCGCCCACAAAACCAGACGCCCCCGACGCGAAGCGAGCACGACUGUCCCCUGUCCCCUUGUCCUCUCAACCGUGUCUUGCUCCGGCAAUGAAUCCGCGUGCACAGGAACUGCUCUCAUCUCAAGAAUCAAGAGACGAUGAAGGUCUCCAAGCGUUCAGUCCCCUUGGGUGCGGAGACGUUUUUCUGACUGAGGGUUGGCGCGAACGGUGGUGUCGAUGUGAUGCUUGUCUUCCUUCGCUUCGCGCACAUCAAUAUUUACUGGAAGAAGAGGAAACAUACGAGCCACCAGAAGAUCCUGACUCAGGAUUAUCGCUGGAAGAACUUGGAUUGCGUGCUUUGCAGCGUCUUCCUCGUGAUCGGGCAAUAGACGGCAUACGCGCUUUCAAUGAGAUGCGUGAUGACCUCAUGAACCACCUCCGACCUUUCGCGCAAGAAGGCAAGGUAGUCACAGAACGGGAUAUACGGGCAUUCUUCGACUCCCGCACAGAGCCGUCGAAGUGA